AUGCGGGAGGAUUGCCAACAAUGUCUCCCCGGUUACUACUGCGAAGCCGCGGGUCUCUCGGCGCCUUCUGGAAAAUGCCGGGAAGGUUUCUUCUGUCUGGAGGGUUCGGAUCGACCCGACCCCACGCUGAGUGAUGGGAAGGGAGGACCUUUUUAUUGUCCCGGCAUACGUGACGGCUCUCGGUCUUGGACCUACGAGUGUCCAGAAGGUCAUUACUGCCCGUCCGGGACCUGGUCCAAAGACCAGUACCCGUGUCCAGCUGGAUCCAUCAACCCCCACACGAAGAUGGCACACGCUGAGCACUGCUUGCCCUGCCCUCCAGGCUACUUCUGUCCGUCCCCGGGGGCGAGUGCUGCAGCAGGCCAGUGUGACGCAGGGUACUUCUGUCUCUCAGGGGCCCGGUCACCCACACCACAGGAUGGAGGGCCGACAGGUGACGGAUGUCCCGAAGGUCAUUACUGCCCCCGGGGGUCGUCGGCCCCACUGCCCUGUCCCACAGGAAGUUACAGCAACACAACCAGAAGCGGUUACCUCUCCGACUGUCGGCCUUGUCCUGCAGGUCUCAUGUGUGUCACCAGAGGGCUAUCUUUCCCUUCUCAUAUCUGCCCAGCUGGUUCUUACUGUCCGGGCAGAGAGAACAGCAGCCAGCAGGCCUCUGCACCUUGCUCACCUGGACACAUGUGUCCACCUGGAUCCGAUAGACCGGUACCCUGCUCGCCGGGGACCUUCCAGGAUUUACCCGGACAGGCCGAGUGUGUUAAAUGUCCGGCCGGAUUUUACUGCGCCGGCCCAGCGGAUGUUGACACUGGGCACUCUCCCACGGCGUGCCCUAAAGGACACUACUGCCCACAAGGAGCGCAGUCUGGUGUGGCGUUCCCGUGCCCAGCUGGCGCCUUCAGCGGGCAGAUGGGUUCGUCCAAUCAGUCGGGCUGUGAACUCUGUCCUCCAGGAAGAUAUUGCGCUUCCUCUGGACUCGCUGCUCCCACCGGGGUCUGCUCUCCUGGUUACCUCUGUAUCCAUGGUUCGCUUUCUGCCCGGCCAGAGGAGGGCCCGGCGGGAGGCCGGUGCUCCGCUGGGUCCUACUGCCCCGGGGGUACCAACUACAUGGUUCCGUGUCCGGCGGGAACCUUCAGCUCAAUACACGGGGCAGUUUCUAUAGAAGUGUGUCAGUCCUGUUUGCCUGGCCAUUAUUGCUCUGAGGCCGGCCUGUCCUCCCCGUCUGGGCCCUGCAACCCAGGCUUCUACUGCACAGAGGGGUCCAGAACGGCCACACCUUGGGGGAACACCACAGAUCAGGGUCUCAACACGUCGAACGCGUCCUGCCACUCGAUCGCCGCGUAG
Messenger RNA from Pseudoliparis swirei, 1341 nucleotides. RefSeq names its product multiple epidermal growth factor-like domains protein 10. The coding region runs from base 1 to 1341 and encodes 446 amino acids. The record is from RefSeq and is a predicted model, not a curated record. The transcript has 10 exons. NCBI's taxonomy places the organism in Eukaryota, Metazoa, Chordata, Actinopteri, Perciformes, Liparidae.